AUGUCUGAAAAGAACGAUGAGAACACCCACUCCAACGUAGCUGAAGAGAACAAGAACGUCUAUUUUGAUGUGUAUGCAAACGAGGAGAGGCUCGGGAGGAUUGUGAUGAAGCUCUUUGACGAUGUUGUUCCAAGAACAGCAAGAAACUUUAGGGAGCUCUGCAAAAGGCCUGAGAGAGCAGGAUAUAAGGGAUCCAUUUUCCAUAGGAUAAUUCCUGGGUUUAUGGUCCAGGGUGGGGACUACACUGCACAUAAUGGGACUGGAGGGGAAAGUAUCUAUGGAGACCGAUUUGAUGAUGAAAACUUCAACCUGAAACACUCGAAAGAAGGCAUACUUUCCAUGGCAAAUUGUGGAAAGCAUACAAACGGGUCUCAGUUCUUCAUAACCCUUGAGAAGACCCCAUGGCUUGAUGGAAAGCAUGUCGUCUUUGGCGAAGUAAUUGAGGGGAUGAGCGUUGUGCACAGAAUAGCCAAGUACGGAAGCCAAAAUGGGCAAGUGGCAAGGGGAUACAAGGUUGAAAUAAGAGACUGUGGCAUCCUCGAAACUAAUUAA
This is a messenger RNA of Encephalitozoon romaleae SJ-2008, 552 nucleotides long. RefSeq names its product peptidyl-prolyl cis-trans isomerase. The transcript has a single exon. Gene Ontology annotation, molecular function: peptidyl-prolyl cis-trans isomerase activity. Bases 1 to 552 code for a protein of 183 amino acids. NCBI's taxonomy places the organism in Eukaryota, Fungi, Microsporidia, Unikaryonidae. The record is from RefSeq and is a predicted model, not a curated record. Gene Ontology annotation, biological process: protein folding; protein peptidyl-prolyl isomerization.